Messenger RNA from Amoebophrya sp. A25, 5993 nucleotides. Lineage: Eukaryota; Dinophyceae; Syndiniales; Amoebophryaceae. The record is from the annotation of a GenBank genome assembly.
CUUGAAAGUUGGGAUUAUAGUCAAGAUGCUUGUCGUUAGGAAAUCGGGAGAGCUCUUCGUUCUAAAGAUCGACGCAGAGACGACUUUGAUAUUGAUCGUUUCAAGUGAGAUAAUACAUCUACUUCUGCUUUACUAGAAAGUAGAUUCAGGGGCUUGAGUUGUAUCUGAACGCAGUAGCAAGAGGACAGAUCUGAAAAUCCUAUAACUUUUUGUGGGACAAGAGAGAAGGAAAACGAGAAUACGAACUACGAUGUGAAAUUUGCAGAGUAGGAAGAAAAAAACCUGCUCUGGCCGCCACGAGAACAAGAAAAUGAAGGUUCUUUCUUGCGCGAGCAACAUGUCUUCAUAUUGUCGUUUUCGAAUGUGGUUCGUCCUGUCUGCUUUUGUCGUGUUGCAAGUCGGCUCGACUGCUGCGGCACCUUCACUGUGGGACGCAGCGCCGCACUGCCUCCGGAGGAGGAAGCCUGACACUGCUAGUGUGAGCCUGACUUCGUGUUCUCAACAUUCGAGACCACCAGGAUCUCCUCUCCCCAUAUUAGGAACAUCCACCGCCGGACCAGGUUCAUCAGAAGGCCUGCCCACGAAUGAGGGAUGCAUCUUAGCAUACGUUGUUGACGGUCUACUUCCAAGCGGUGCGUGGUCUGAUCAUGGCAGCACGCCGAAGACUUCUGAACCUGAUGAGAGCGCGGCAGUCGAGGAUCAUCAUGCUGAAAAUAUAGAUGCGUACUUGCGCAACGAGCCAUGGACGCGCAGUCCUUGUGUCGCGGAUGCAGUGAGCUUCCAUCUGGUCCACGCAGUAUGCUUCCAGACCAGGCUGCUUGGAGAGGAGUCUCAUCUUGAGGAUUUUAGUAAACCACCACAUAGUGGGACUCGGAGAAGUUGUAAGGACCAGUUUGAGCAGUGGAGAAAACGGCAGUCGUUGAGGGACAAGGCGUCUGCGAUAAGUGGAGUUGGCCCGCAUCUCUCGGAGCAGAUGCUCGAAGUCCUGUCCACCGUUCCCUUUGUUACGGUUCGGCUUAUUGAUCAUACUAGGCUUGACCAACGGGUACUUUUACCCUGCUCGAAGAGAAGGUUAAGGGCCAAGCAUAGAUAGAGGCACAUGAAUACGACUGUUUCAAUUUCAUGUCCGGCUUCUUUAUGCUGGUUUCUCCUAAUUCUCAGCGACUAGGGCAGUUUUUUGUUACGGUUGCUGCUCUAUUUGGUACAAGCGAGGUUCUGGCGCUCAAAGGCCACACUUUGGCUGAAGACUACGACCGGCACACUAGUGAUUUUUUUCUGUUUCGGGACUGGGUUGCGAAUCAUCUGUAUCAUGGCAUUCUCCCUCCACUGGCGGACGCAGUACAUUACCUUGAACGUGAAAAAAGCAAGCGAAAGGCGGGAGCACUAGUGCCGAGAAGUAAUCGAGAAACGACCGAAUCACCUCCGAAGCUCUGUUGGCCUCAUAUCUCCAAGGCGAUUGGCUACUUAGUUGUCGCCCUCAGCAUGUUGGAGAUUCAGCCAGAGAGUGAAACGCGAGCUGUCAUGCAUGCUUCGGAAGAGUUGAUGAAGGGCAACUGCUUUCGUCGAGCGAGCAACGAGAACAAGAUGGACGAAACUACGAGUCAUAGUACGAUUGGUACGGGUGUGGAUUUUCAGCCCGACUUUGCUCACAGCAUAUUUCACAGUGUCGAUCCAUUAUACUGGACACUACUGGCAACGUUGCAUGUGCGCCUGGGAGACGCACUGCCACCGCAAAACCUUUUCUGGGGUAGGGCGUUGCUGCCAACAGCCUCUUCAACACCGAGAGAUGAAGUCGCUGAGGCGCGCAUAAAACGACAAGAGUUGCUUGUUCCCGUGUUUGAGGACGACGCAGCUGUGCUCGAUUCGCCUGCAUCAUUCCAAUCCCAACAGAAUACAGCUGCGGCCCCCGCGACUGACACUUGGUCGGUCUCGCCCGCACCUGUUCAGCAACAGCUAUUUCCUGCAGGAACUAGUGCGGUAAACGCAGCCGCGACUACAUCAACAGAAUCAAAUUAUUACGGAGAAAAACGAGCAGAAAACGAAAAGCCAGGAGCUGGAGCUCUACCCGAAUUAGAACAGUAUGAUGUGUUUGCUUUUGGACCAGAGAUGCGACAGAACUGCUUUACGAAGCAGGGCAACGAUAUUUUUGCGGCCUACGAGGACAAUCUGGUCGCCAAUUGUCUAGGCGGGCGUUCGAUUGUGCAGUUUUUCAUUUGGAAUGCAGCUCGGAACCGUCUCGAGCCUCUCCCGCGGACUUCAGGGGGAUAUUAUGUCGUGCAGCAAGAGCAGAUUAACUUUUCUAUUCAACAACAAGGCCAAGCUCGAAAAGGAAAAAUGGAUCACCUUCGAUCGGGGAACGGAGUAGAGUUGCAAUGGCAGCGGAGCACCGAGUUUGGACGUCGCCGACUCUUAGUACGCGAUCCACUGUGGCUUUAUCGCCGGAAUCUGUAUGUAAGUCUAGCGAGUCCGGAGGUGCGUCCAGUGCUCGUGGUGGAAGAGAAAAGUGCUGCUGAUACCUGGAAUCGUGAAUGGCUCGAGAGCUUUUUGCAGGCAAUGCAGGAGCUGGGACACGAACCCACCACAGUGCAAGCACCGGAACAGUUGGCUUUUCUGCUGCGCGGAAGGAGCGCAAUGUUGAGCGCGAGUGGGGGCCAUGGCUAUUCAACAGGAGCGAGCCAGCAAUCCUCUACUCCACCCUACAACCCGGGAGCUAACAAGGAGGAGAAGGACAAACCGACAAAUUUAGCAGUUUUCUGGCGGACUAAUCAGAUGUUUCAAGGAAGACAGUAUCCUGCGGGUCCGCAGUUAUCAGACGCGCUGCACCAAUACACACAGGCCUUCGAGCAGCUCCCUACAACGCGUGUUUUUCCCGACCCAGAAACAGCAAAAUUGUAUCAGAAUAAGCUGCCGAUGCUCGAAGCCUUCAUCGCAAACGGAAUCCCUGUGGCGCGAUUUCGCGUAGUGUCUAGGCAGGAGCUGGCAAACGGGCAAAUCGAUUACGAGUUGUCCCCAGGCGCGGGUGGGCAAGUGUCAUGGCCGUCCUUUCCGGUCCUGCUGAAACACGCCUUCGCGGCUUCGUCCAGAGGCUUGGCACAGUAUUUAUCUAAGUUACUUAGUAGUACUAGGUAGUAUGUAGAAGGACGAGGAUGGGACCAACAAGUCAACCUCAGCAUCAUGAAGAGAAGCGUGUCUAUAUGUAUAUAGCGAAAAAGAAACUAAUUGCUUUCUGGCCACAAUGUUGCCGACAUCUGUACUCGUCGUUGUUAGUACUAAUAGAAUAAGUUUCAUCGUCUUCGUAAUGACAGUGUAUCGACGAGGGCUUUUGAUGAAGAGCGUACCUCCUACUUCUGGCAACAUGACAGACUAUUUUCUCCAACAUCUUCACCAGGUGUGACUCUUUCGCUGAUUUGCGUCGUUGCUUACAGCGCUGGUUCGACACGGGGAACCCGGAUCAGGAAGUCGUAAUUGUCCAGGAGAAGCUCACUUUUAGAAGGGAGCUUCGUGUGACGUUUAUCGCUGGCGAAGUUGUUCACGGCUACUGGCGCAUCAAGGAGCAUUCGUCCGACAUGGCCGCGUCAACGCAUAUUUCCAACUCCACACUGAGCUUCGAUGACCUGCCGCUAGAGUUGCUGCGACCUGUGGUAGAACAGGUCUCCCGAACGAUCAUGGCAGUCGGGGCUAUGGACGUUGUUCUUCUCGACGAUGAACAGGGCGGUCACACGCCAAAACUCUUUGUUAUGGGACAAUUAUAUUCACUCACUUUUUAAUCUUAAUGUUGUAAUAAUUAAGUAACCUCCUGCUCCUUUAGCAGGUAUCUGCAUGGUUUCCCCCGUCUCUUUGAGGUGUGCUGCAAAUCUUGACUGGCUUCUCCCUUUUUAUAAGGUUGAGGCUUAGGUCCAGCGGCGCUCAAAGCACUAAAUAAAACAACGAACCGGCUAGUUUUACCUCUAGAGACUUAGCCCCUCCAACAAACAAUGUUGUGCUUGUGCCUUAUCGAUAUCAUUAUGUGCUUAUAAUAUGAUUGUCUUCAAUUCCUCCAACAUAAUUAGUUGAUAGUGACGACAUGGAAAACAGGUUCAGCUCUAGUACUUUCUAUCAAAACUACAGAGGAGCUGCCCCCAUGAGCAUUCUCGUCCCGUGUUCAUAGAAGUGUUUGAGGUCUCGCCGAUUUUCGACAUGAACCCCGAACCGGAAAGUGCCGCACUCAAAGCGAUACCUUACUCCGACUACAAAAAAACAUCGAAUUAUGUUGCGAGGAGGCUUGAGGGCUACAAACACUUCUGCAAGAGGUUUAUCAGCUACGGACUCGAGGUCGUCAGACGCGCGACGCAGAUUAUUACGCUCUAUUAUGGCUUGGAUAUUAGUAGUCCUCGUUGUGUUAACGUUAUUCUUAUUUUGGUGUCGUGAAAAAGAUUUUGAUUUUUAUUUACCACUUGUGUCUGUGUGCCCGUGCUACUGUGGGGCCUCCACGAACUACUCUACCUCCACACGACACUGAUUGAAGAAAUCCCAUGGCUCUCUAGAUCUGCGACAUGUAGGAAUCCGUCAACUACAAUUUCCAAGAGGUGGAGCACCCCAUCUGUAUCGGAGUUCUCAUCUAAUUCGCUGUCGACAUCGAUAACACACUGAACUAUGCCUUUCGAAGACAUAGUCGUGACAUUGCGGGCGUUGUGCAGAGGUACUACUCGGAUGCUGCUGAGAUACUAGCGACAUUGACAAGCGGUGCGGGUCGGAAUGACGCUCGGUUGGUCGUGCAGGAUGAAGCCGUUGGAGGUGCUGCAGAUAUACUCAAGCUUAUGGCAGUACACGUAAAGCAUCGUCAAAUGUUUAUCUAAGUAUGUCUAUUCAUUUGUUCCAUUUGUUUCUAAAUGAUUCAAAAUGAUCAGAAUCAAUUUUACUGCUCCGACCAGCAGCAGUCUGACUGAUCGUAGCAGUAUGGAUAGUAGAUGUAGAUCCCCCAGCUCUUCUAAAGCAUAGCUACAGCAGUCAGGUCGCUAUCGGAUUGUGUACUUGACGGCUCGGCUUUUUCCCGCUGCCAUUGAGGUGACGCAUCAUUGGCUGUUUGCUCUGCACGGUUUCCCGGCUGCACCUGUGCUUUUCACGCGGUCGGCCAACGAAAAGAUCACGCAUCUUCUGGAUGAGGCGGACGAUGAGGGCGCCCAUGCUUGCGGACAGGUAGGGACAACGGCUUCGAUGCAGAAAAUCACGACCAGUGGACGGGUCACUUCCAUUGACCGCGAAAUUGAGGAAGUUCGGGCGGCGAUGACUCAACUACAAGAAGUUCAAUCUCUUGGUGGAGCUACAGCAGCCGAAAGUUCCUCAACUUCGUCGUGUGAGAUCAUUGCUCCAGGAUCACCAUCCACUUCCACCACUAGAAGUAGUACAUCAUCAAAAUUGGCACAACGCGGUGUAAAGAGAAUACUGAUCGACGACUUCACGCGAGCGCAUGACGAACCACAAUUUGCGUGGCAGCACGAACUUCUUGGCAUGCUAGAGCGCCACCAGGUAUCCUACAUCCGCUUGCAAACGCACCGCGCAGCGGACCAUUGGAACGAGAUACGAAAUCUCUUGCUCAGUGAUGCUUCACCCGAUUGAGAGUUGAUCGUUAGUACUUCUAGAACAAAGUCAAAGACCCUUAGAGUUCAACUUCAAGUAGUUCCACCAGUACUGUUCGACGCCUUGCUGAUGGAAACAGGUGUUGACAACACCUAACGAUUUUAGGCUCCACCUCAGUUCUUGUGUCAACACAGGACACGAAGUUUCGCGCACGCAUGACCACAGAGACGAGAGAGUCUACUUGGAUACACCUCACGAAUAACACCAAUGUCUCUAUGUUUAUCGGACCAAGAGGAGUUUCUUUCGCUUAAAUGCUCCUUCUAAGAGCAAUCCCAAGGUAGCAUAUGCACAACGAGAUUGAAUAGAGCGAAGCACGGUGGAAACCGUGGUGACGAUAUGCUUUUAUUCAGGUUGCAACGACAGUGUUUCACAUUCUG